UUGCAUAUCCCGAAAGUAUAUCCUGUGCUGUCGCUGGCUCACUAUUACGUUUGAUCUACUCAAAUAAAUACAUGGAUGGCUCACUCUUCAAGGCCUCCGAUGAAAAAAAAGAAAAACCCCAGGCAUCGAUUGGGGUCAGUUCUUACUAUACAGCUCUCGGAAAAUAAAAGAUACAACCAUCGAUACGUGUUAGAAGGCCUUUCGAGAUGCUCGAUUAUCUAAGAACGAUCCUAGCAAACGAUCCGCUGAUCAAGACCUACACGAAUCCAUACGAAGUAGUUCCUUGUCGCUCGGUCACGGUCUUCUCCCUCCUCUAUCUCCUGCCCGGACUACUCCAAGCCGGUCUGUUGUAUCCCCACCUGAGUGGGCUGCGAUGGGUGCGAUGGCUCCGUCUGCUCAUGACCCCCGUGAGCGUCUACAGCAGCCUCCGCUUGCCGGUCGACUAUUGCUUCACUCCCACCACCCGGCGCGGUUAUCCUAAUCUGGCUCUCGCUUGUGCUUGCUUCACCAUGGCGGCUAGGUCGAUCCAGUGGGGCUAUCUCCAUAGCUUCGUCGACGGAAAGAUCUGGAAACGCCCCGGAUUCGAGUCUCCCAAUCAUCCACAGCCUCCCUCCCCCUCUGGUUCAACCCAGCUAGCAGAAAAAAAUCAGCCAGAGGAGACUCCCCCUUCUGUCUCGUUUUCCGAUUGGCUGGCUUGGACUAUCGAACUUACCUCCUCGCCGAGAGGCAUACAAUAUGGAUGGGGAGUCAAGGCAGCGCCGAAUACGGAGAGUGCGAUGGAUGUGAUUGUACGGAUGUAUAAGCUGAACCUAGUCCAUGUGAUGGCCACCUCGUUUUCGAUCCUAUGUCGGGACGAAGGUUCGGCGACGAAUGCGUUAAGAUACAUGGGGCUCGGGGGGUUUUAUGGGGAGACGAUCGUAGCCGAGGGGCUAGCGAGUCUUGGGUUCGGCUACUAUUUGGUCAGCAUGAUCGAGCUGAUCUUCAGCUACAUGACGCUCUUCAUCCAUCUGCUCCACCUCAUCGAUCGCCGGCUCCUCCGGCUCCCCGAAUGGCUCAUCCGUUCCUGCGACCUCAGGACCUGUGUGCCCAUGUUCAACAGCCCUCAUACUUCCCCCUCGCUCGCCCAUCUUUGGGGCAAGGCUUGGCACCAGAACUUCCGCCAGUCUUUCCUCAUCUGCGGGGGUACCCCCGCCUCGAAAAUCGCGAAGGCUCUCAGACUCGGGCCCCAGUUGCAACGGCUCGCUGGGAUGUGGGCUUGCUUUUUGAUCAGUGCAAUCUUGCACGAGUAUGCCAUUCAUUUCAUAGCCAGACAGCCCCACCCGAGUCCGCACAUCCUAUUCCACGACUUCCCCGGCUCGGCGAUCUACUUCCUACUACAGCCCAUCGGGGUAAUUGUGGAGCCCUUCCUGCUCCCAUACAUCCCCGGCGGCGGGGUGGUCUGGUGUUAUCUCUUCACUCUCAUCACCACCGUCCCCUUCAGACGGCAGUACUUCAUGCCCGCUAGACUUCUCGAUCUCAGUUAUCCUGCUCUCAAUCCCCGCUGGUUUAUCUCUUCUCUUCUGAUCCCUGGAUUUACUUCUCGAGGUUAACCUACUGAACUCUUCACUUCUUUUUUUUUUGUUACUGUUGUUCCACACUCCCUAUUUCUUUUAUACUUAAAUCAAUCAAGGCAAACUAAUCGAGGUUUUUUCUUGUAUCAUACUUUGUCAAAAGAGAAACAUGAACCCUGUUUUUACUUGUCAAUCAAAUAUAUAUUUAUGUACAAUUUCGUGUCAAAAGGAAACCAUAAUUACUACAAAUCAUUGGAUGGUUAUAAUAGUGAAAAGAAGAAACAGAUCGUGAG
This is a messenger RNA of Puccinia graminis f. sp. tritici CRL 75-36-700-3, 1843 nucleotides long. RefSeq lists its product as uncharacterized. NCBI's taxonomy places the organism in Eukaryota, Fungi, Basidiomycota, Pucciniomycetes, Pucciniales, Pucciniaceae. Bases 207 to 1589 code for a protein of 460 amino acids. Gene Ontology annotation, biological process: lipid metabolic process. The transcript has 4 exons. The record is from RefSeq and is a predicted model, not a curated record.